AUGCCAGAUGAUCCAAUAGAAAUCGAUCAUUCGGAAUUCGUCGGCACUAAAACGGGAUGCAGUCAAAGGGAAAUAUUUAUUGUAGUUUUUAUUGGAUAUCUAGGAAUAUUGAUCAGAAAUUCGAUUUUGCCGUGGAUUUUUCUGGGAAGAACUUAUAACACUAGUUGGAUUGCGUAUUGGUGGGUUUUUUACAAGGGAGGGGGUAAUAAAGGCUUCUACAAAGAAAAUGAGCAGCCGAAAUUGGCUUCUCAAGUUUUUCAAAUUUAAAAAUUUUGCAGGUCAAAAUUCCUAGUCGAUGCCUCAUUCUUGGUGAUUCCAUCAUUUCUAGCAGUCACAAUAUUUUCGAAUCAUUUAGCCGUCUAUCUUUUAGUUCUAAUAAUCAUUUAUGGAUUGCUACUUGGUCUGGUAUUCUUCGAAGCAUCUCAUCAUUCUUUUGGUCCACCAAUCAAACAAACUUGGAAUUCGAUUGUCGACGAACAACAUAAAACAACAAUGUUUGUGACGUAUUUGAGGAGUGGAGUUAUGGUUUUGGUGGCUAUUUCGAUUUUAGCCGUUGAUUUUCCGGUUUUUCCGAGGAAAUAUGCAAAGACUGGUGAGUUUUUGAAACAAAAACAUCUGCAUUAUAAUUUAAUAAUUAAUUCAAUUUUUUCCCAGAAUAUUUUGGUCAUUCUGUUAUGGAUCUUGGUGUUUCGGUGUUCAUUUGUAUGUCAGGCCUUAGUUCGAAAAUGUCUCAAUCACGAAACAAUGAAAAUAUUGGAUCAGAUCAGAGGAAAUGGUAUUUAUCAUCAACUCUAUUUCUUUUCAUAAUUGGAAUGGCUCGAACAAUAUUCCUCGAAAUUCUCGAUUAUCCCAAACAUGUUUCGGAAUACGGUGUUCAUUGGAAUUUCUUCUUUACCCUUGCGAGUGUUCGAAUUGUUUAUCGAAUUCUUCCCAAACAUUUUCCAUAUUUGACGGCAAUUCUUUUGGGAUUAUUUCAUCAAACAAUUCUGAAAUCUGGAUAUCAAGAUUGGAUUUUGGUUGAAGGACAGAAUAAUCGAGAUAAUUUAUUAUCUGCAAAUGCUGAAGGAAUUGUUAGUUUAUUGGGAUAUUUGACACUAUUCUAUGGGAGUUUGGCAAUUGGAGAAUUCCUAUCACAUACUGGAUUUCGAGUCAAAUCUUGGAUUCGAAGAUGUCUUCAACUCGUUUUCCUCGCCGCUAUUUUCUAUUUUCUCCAAGCGAUUUGUGAAUAUUUUAUUGAUCGACCAUCGAGAAGAGUUGUUAAUAUCACAUAUAUUUUUGCACAGGUAAGGGGAAAUUUUCGGUUUUUUUUUCAAAAAAAUUUAUUUAUUUUUCAGCUGAGCGUGUUCUGUUUCAUAACAAUGAUUUGUUUGGCUGCUCAAAUGUUCAAUAUUGUUCUAUGGACUGCUUCGAUUCCACAUUUUUCAAAUGGUUGGUGAUUUUUGAGGGUUUCACGGUCCUAAGGGAUUUUUUUAAAAAAGAAAAAUUGAAAUUUGAGAAUUUCACGGUACAAGAAAAACUGGAAAUUCGUCUAAUUUUGCAAAAAAAGUUUUUCUAGAAAUUUAAAAAUCGGUUUUUCUGAAAAAAAACCAUCACACAAAUUAAAAUUUCAAAAAAAAGGUUCCAGCUCAAAUUCAAGAAUUUUCUGGUACUAAACAAAGUUUGGUAGAAUAAUUUUCAAAUUUUUUUUCUGAAAAAAAUCCCAGCAAACUUAUUGUUCGAAUUUUAAAACUUUUUGACUGAAAUUUUUUCUGAUAAUUUUUUUUGCAGAAAAUAGACUUUUCAAGCAUUUUCUGUUCGGAAAAAAAUUCUAAAAGUUUUUUUUUCCAAAAAAAGGAAGAUCUUUAAGACAUUUCUUCUAUAUCAAAAUCCUUCUCCGGAUUUUCUAGAAAAUCGGAAAAACUUCCGGUUCAGGCCCGUUUCGAACCCCACCAAACGGCUUUUUUUUCCAGGCGACCAUCCAUUUUCUCCAAUUUCUCCCUGCCUAACCGAAUCAAUCAAUCGUCACUCGCUCCUCUUCUUCAUCUUGAGCAACAUUUUAACUGGUCUUGUCAAUAUGUCAAUUCCCGCACACAAAACUCCUGAUCAUUUGGCUAUUCCUAUAAUUCUUGCCUAUGUUUUCAUCGUUUCUUUCGUUGUUCAUUUCAUCGAAUUCCGAAAAACUGUAUUGAAAAUACAUUCUGAAUAG
Molecule: messenger RNA, 2185 nt
Organism: Caenorhabditis angaria
Lineage: Eukaryota; Metazoa; Nematoda; Chromadorea; Rhabditida; Rhabditidae
Source: the annotation of a GenBank genome assembly